GAAUGAGUCACCAUCUCCCUUUACCGGAGACCCCUGGGGAGAAGUUUUACUUUGAAAACCUAAGUAAGUAAGUGAUUAGGACUUCUGUUAUUUUAUCCGUUUUGUUUUAUCUGUUGUUGGUGUAACUAAUUUGAUUGUCAUCUAUAUUUUUGUAUGCACUGACUAUUUUUUGCUCAUAAUAAAUAUUCCUUCAUUAAGUUCUGCCUUUGUCUGGUAAAUAAUCACGUUACCUGAAGAGACUAAUUAGUGUUUUGCAAUAAAAUAUUGUGUUAAAUUGUAUUUGGUGGGGUUUUAUUAUUAAGUUACCUCGGGGACCAAUACACCUCAUUUAUAAAUUGUCUUGGUGGUGUUAGGUUAAAAUAGUUAUACUUAUAUUAUUAUGGUUAAGUGUGGGUGGUGUUAAGGGGGAUUUUUUUUAUCAUUAUUUCCAAUCUAGUGCAGACGAAUAGUGAACUUUAACCCUUUCACCACCACAACUACGUCAUGCACACUCUUGGAGUAGUGUGCGUUUGUGACAGGCAGAGCCAUUUUUUUUCAAUGUGCACAAGUCUACUUAGAACUUCUUUUUGAUUCCUGUCAGGAUAGGGGCAAGAUACUGUGUUGCCUGGUUCCAAGGGUAACAUGCUGCCCAUAGGAAUUUGGUCCUACAAUUCACAUUUAACUUCCUCUGCACCCUCACAGUGAAAAUUAAUUCAUCUACUGCACUUUCAUUAAUGGAUAGAAUAUAGCUCACAUCAAUCCACAACAGAGUUUGAUCUGCAUGCCCAGUGCUGUUUCCAAACCUCAUCCCUCUACCAUGUUUCUCCAAUGUGACACCGACCUGCGCCUCUUUGCAAUUCCCUCCACUUUGGAUUCUCCUUGUUCAUUACCUUUGGUUAUCUCUUUGGGCUCUCUGCUCCUGUAUCUAUCCCUAUGGACAACCCCUUGUGCCUCAUCUCAUGCUUCAUUACUCCAUGUUUCUCUCCAUUUGUUCUCUUCUUUUUUGCAUUGUAGUAUGUAUGCGUCUUUCCCCACUGUCCCUACCCUUUAUGUCUGUCAAUAUCUCCCAGCUGUGGCUCAUUCGAAAUAUCAUAUAUCUUAUGACUCAUUCCAUUAAGUUCUUCUCUCCAUGCACUUACCAGUUAUCACUGGACAUUUUAGAAUUUCCUCAACAUCUACCAUUGUGUAUCUAAACAUGCCCCCACCACCCAGCAUUGUGUCUCUCUACAUGCUCCCGCCUCUCACAAUGGUGUGGCUGGUUGGCUGCUUCAAGUGCUAUUCUGGCCUCCUACUGUUUAUGUUAUGGCUUAGUUAAGUGGUUAUGGUGCAGGGAAUGGUGCCAUUCACAGAUUGUCACACCACUUGAAAUUGAUUUGGCAGUAAAUGAUUCAAUGGCAACCGAAGACUUUUUUCAUUGAAAUAAGCUGUAGUGGUUAUGGUGCUUAGAGUACUAUAUUGUGGUUAUUGGUGCUAUUUAUUUUUAAACUUUAUAUACCUUGCAAUGUGUAUCUGCAAUAACAAAAGAAAACUUUUAGACAUUGUUAGCUAUAGUUAGUUUGUUUCCGAGUAACAGUUUCUUGCUCAUUAAUUUACAAUAUGAUGGGGAGCUAAACAAAUAAAACAACUUGAGCAAAAUACAAUUUCUUGUUUUUUUUAAUCGAGAAAAUGCUUUCAUGGCAUAUAGUAGAGAGGCCCAUGGGAGGUAAACAUUUAGCUGAGUACUCAGGCAGUGAGAUUAGAAUUUGGCAUGUUGUGUUGAACCAAGUGGAAACAUGCUUGUGUUAACUGUUUGCUCUCCCCAUCAUUGUGCAACAUGCACAUAUUAGAUCAUUUAACACACAAUAUACAUGUGAAAAUUAAAUAGAAUAAAAUUAGAGAAAUUCCCUGGAGAAAAUAAACAACUAUGAAUUAACACAACGAAAUCUUUUAGACAAUUUAGUGAAAUUGUUACACGAAAUCUGUGAUGAAUAGCUAAUUUAAAGGAACACUUUAGAAAUAGGAAUACAAAGCUGUAUUCCUAACAUAAUAUAGUGUCCCUUUGCCCCCACACCACCAGCCAUCACAUAGUUAAAUAACCCUUUAGACAACUGAUUCCCAUGUUGUCGUCCUUUGGCGCUGGCUUCCUAUCCACCUCCUCUGACGUCAGCACAAGUGGGAACCUUGCUUCAUUAAGCUGAAGUUAUUUUGAUGUCUAUAGUGUCCUAUUAAUAAUUUACUUUUGCAGAUAUGCCAGCUAAUAUACCAAUCACAGAUGCCAUUUACAGUAAGUAUAGUUGCUUCUAUUACCUACACAUUUAGACCAUUGGAUUUAAUUUAAUUUCAUCCACUAAGACAUAUAAAACAAAAUAUAAACAAGCCUACUUAUAAACUAACAAAAGCUUAAUUUAGCCCUUCAAGUUUAAUAGAGUUCAUUGCAUGCUAAUGCUACUUUACCAAAAGCUUUAAACUUUGUAGUGACCCACAAACCAGCCACAAACAGAAAACAGGCUUUCAAAGUGCAUUAGUCUAUUGACACAUUGGAAUAAUAAAUGUAAAUGUGUCAAGAUAAUGUUGAAGGGCAGGUGCUAGAACAAACUCUAAACCACAAAGUGGAUCCCAUCAGAUACCCACCUCCCUGUAACAACUUCAUCAAUUUGUUAGAGGCGCAGGAGAGCCUGGGGUUAAACAGUUUACAAACAAAAUUUGUUCCCUGGUGCUUGACAGUUUUGCCUCCUAUGUUACUUUUUCUGCCCACCUCUCACUCCAGGAAGGAGUGGUGAUAUACUGCUAGCCUGUUAGCAUUGCCCAAUCCAAGACUUUCUUGUCAAAUAUUUUUUAUUGAAAGGUUUUCAUUUUUAAUAAUAAUAAUCAGUGUAAAACAAUGAAAUAUAUGGAAUAAAGAAAACAUAUAAAUUAAACAAACAAACGGAAACAUGGGGAAAAGUGUCCAUCCAUUAUAAAAUUGAUAACAUAUGCUUUAUGAAAAAACUACACAGUGUCAAAUAAGGUGUUAAAGCACUUUACACGUACUGGCGAUAAAUAGUGUACAAACAGUUGCGUAUACAAACAGAACAAGAGUAAAAGGAGAGGCACAAAAAACUACAAUCUGGCACAAAUGUCAUCAUAAAGAUUAUUUUCUUUUGACAUUAUCCUCCCAUAUGUUCCAGUGGUAAGUUAAUGAUUCUGUUGUGUUUUAUGGCAAUCUGAGGUGAAUCUCAUAGCACUUAUUCUCUAAGGCCAAUGUUAAUACCUCUUUAAUAGCAGGAAUUACAUCAGACCUCCAAUACCAUGGUAUUACCAUAGUGGUUAUUAUUAUUAUUAUCGCCAUUUAUACAGCGCCAACAGAUUCUGUAGUGCUUUACAAUAUUAUGAGAGGGGGGAUUUAACUAUAAAUAGGACAAUUACAAGAAAGCUUACAGGAACGAUAGGUUGAAGAGGGCCCUGCUUAAGUGAGCUUACAUUCUAUAGGAGGUGGGGUAUAAAACACAUUAGGAAAGGAAAUAGUACAGCGAGUAGGUGCUGAAUUUACUAAUAUUAAGUAAUCUUUACUUAGUAUUAGUACAUUUGGCAGAAAGACCAAUUUAGGUCUUUCAGCCUUUGGUAGAUAGCUCCCUGAUACCGUGGGAGUUAUCUAGUAAGCAGCUGCUUAUUUUAUGUUAUUUUGAGUGAUUUCCCUAUCCACAUUUGUUUGCAGGGCACUUGUCCUGCUCUUACCCCCAUUUUACUUCCUUUUGCAGCCCUCUAGCCCUUUCCAGGACUUUUUUAGAGUUAUUUUUGUGCCCAAACGUUCGGGUCCCCAUUGACUUCACUGGGGUUCGAGUUCGGGGUCAAGUUCGAUCCUGAAACCGGAUUUUUUUUCAAAGUUCCUCCGAACGCGAACAUCCAGGUAUCUGCUCAACUCUAGUUAAGUGUUUUGGUUUUCACCCUGGCAGGCUGGAUGCAAUAUCUUCUAUGGGAAUAUGUAGUAAUAAUCUGUAAUAAUAUGUCUCAUUCAGUGAAUAUAUUAAUAAGUAAAUAAACCUGUAUACCUGCAUAUUCAUCACAUAACAGCUCAGUUGGUGAAAUUGUAGUUUGUCGAAGUUUUAAUAAGGGUAUUCUGAAAAUAUAUAUGGUUAAUAAGCAUGUAUGAUUGUACAAAGCAAAUUUGCUAAUUACAAUAUACUUGCAGGGCCGUCUUUAAUAUUGAUUGGACCCUUGGCAAGCAUUUGCUUGGGCCCCUGCACCCUGCCCCCGCCACCUCCCCCCUCACUCCCUGGCAUGCAAUCAAGCCCUCCACCCCAACACAGUGACAGACUAAAGUAGAAAUAACCCUGGUGCAAGAAUUUAUUUGGGCCCCCCAAUCACAAGGGUGACCAGAAGGUAGAUCCCUAUCUGUUGUGCAACUCCAACAAUGUUUUGACAGCUGGGGCUAUACCAAUAUCCCAUGCUUGCAAGAUUGUAUUUAGCACUGAGACACAUUGGUGUGUUUGAAUGUAAGCAUGUUUUUGCAUGGAGUAUGUUUGUGUAAAUGUAGGGGUGUGUUUGUAUAUGUCGUUUGAAUGCAAGCAUGCAUUUAGGUGUAGUGUUAGUUUUUAAAUGAAGGGGCUUGUUUAUAUAUUAUUGGUGUUUAACACCAAAAUGUUUAUAUUUGUAUGCAUGUAGUGUUGAUGUUUCAAUGCAGGAGUGUGUUUGUAUGUAGUGUUGAAGUUUGAAUGCAGUGGUGUAUGUGUAUGUAGUUUUGGUGUAUCAAUGCUGAGAUGUAUGCACAUAUGCACAUACACUGCCACACACACACUGUGAUACACAUACACACAGCUACACACUGACACAAAAUAGAUGCAGAUGUACACAGACAUAAAGAUGCACACACACAUACAGAUAAACAGACACUUACACUGUCAGAUGUACAAACACAGACACAUACACUGGUAGACAUACUGAUACAUACACUGACAGAUAUACUGGCACACACAUGUACACUGACAGACAAACUGUCUGUCAGUGUUUUAAAUGUGCAUGUGUAUCUGAUACACAUGCAGAUACACAGAUACACAAGCUGAUUACAUACAGAUACACACACUGACAACAUACAGAUACACUGACACAUAUACUGUCAGACAUAUUGACACACAGAUACAUGCACUGUCAGACAUAUUGACACACACAUACAUACACUGACAGACAUGCUGACACAUACACUGAUAGACAUACUGACACACAGAUAGACAUACUGACCCACACACAUUCACAUAUACGGACAUAAAUACUAACACACACAGAUACACAUACAGACAGACAUACUGACACAAACACAGACAGACAUGCUGACACAGACAGACAUACUGACACACACAGACAGACAUAUUGACACACACAUACAGUCAUACUGACACACACAGACAGACUGACACACACACACACACACACACAGACUGACAUACACACACACACACACAUGCUGACACACACACAGACAGGUAUACUGACACACACAGAGACAGACAUACUGACACACACACACACAGACUGACACACACACACACACAGACAUACAUGUAAAAUUUUAAUUUUGAAACCCACCCUCCGGUUUCCUACCUUUUUCUGGAGGGUGGCUUUCCUAGGGUCUAGUGUUCUUGAGGCUGAUGGGAGUGAGGAGCCCCCCUCCGCCACUUCCUCCUUUUCUCUCCCGCGCGGCUCCUCCUGCCCCUUCCCGCACGACUUCUCUCAUUAUUCGAGGAAGUGACUCGUGACUGUUACUUCCUACCAGACAGCUAACGAAAAGCAAGGGGCUUUGUUUAUAGAAGAGUCCCGGGCCUUUGCUAAAAACAAGCCCACCGGGUGGCCCUAAGUGCAUGGGCCACCCGGUGGGCCUACUUAAUGUGUGGGCCUCCGGCUGGCGGCAAUGACAGGGAAAGAAAUUCUUGAGGGCAGCCGGGCCCAUGGGGCAGUUGCUUUAGGCCCCCUGCAGUCACUGGGCCUGGGGCAGUUGCCCCAUUUGCCCUGCGUUAAAGAUGGCCCUGGAAACCUGUCCAAUUAUCAAGAACUUGAAUUAGAAACAUGAACAAGCAUAACCCCAUCCCACCUCCCCCACCACUGCAUAAAAUGUGUGGAUUUAAAUUAUGUCUCUCUACCUUGAUAGUGUCCUGUUACAGAACACUCCAUUACACAUUACUUCAACACUAUCAUGAUUCGUAGAGAAGGAUAGAAGUAUUACUGGUCCUUAAAAAGGCCUGCUUAACAUUAUCAAGGAUCUCUAUGAAAAUACUGAGAAUAUUUCACAGUCAUACAAAAUAAUAGAAUGUAACUUUUAUUGAAUAAAAAAAAUAAAAAAUAGUUUGAAUAAAAUACAGAAUACAAUGUACAGAAAGUACUACAAAUCUAAGGUGAUGUUGGCUAAGAAGGAAAUCAUAUGUCAUGCUACUUUUACGUCAUAAAACAUCACUGGAAAAUAAGAGUGGAAUAUAUAUACAUAUAAAUAAAAUAUCAGAUUAGUAUAAGUGUAAAAUGACAAAAUGUGAAACAAAGUUUAUAUAGCAAAAAAAACUAAAUAUAACUUUAAUGAUUUCAUAUAGAUAAAGGACGGUCCCCUUAGUAAUAAUAUUCUUCCAAUAAAGAACACAAUGAAGUUAAUAUCGCUAGACUAAUGUAAAGAGAUCAGAAUAACUGCUUAUUAUAUUACUCAAUAAAGGUAGUUGCUGCAAAGUAUCAGAAUACUGCAAUGAUUUAUCCAAAACCAAAGUAGUUGCAUAUCGAUGAGUAAAAUCAAAACAGUUUGCAGUAAUUAACAAAGUGACUAAAACGAGAAAAUAAAGUGAUUAAAUAAUUAAAGUCUACUAAUGGAAAAUAGCACCAUCCACACAACCUGAUCGGUGCGACCGUGCUGACAGGCUGAACUUACCUGCUCGCAGACGAUCCGGGAGCCAUCCCGCUGGGGCCUCCGUCCCCUUUGUUAAUAAACAAAAUGGUGCCGACCAAGCAGUUGUGCCCAUUUAUAGCCCCGCCCCAGGGUCAAGUGAAUGUGCGUGUGACGUCACAACGUUGUUCUGGGGUCAGAAGUCAUGCUUUGACCAAUCACAGCACAAGGAAGGAUAUUUAAAUCCUUGAACUUCCCUAGCUCAUUGCCCUGUCGUGGUGUCAGUUCCUGGUUCCCGAGAGUGCGUUUUCUUGUCUUGUAUUUGAUCUUCACGGUAUUUUUACCUUGGCUAUCCUUGACUACUCUGAUUUCUGGUUCCCUUGACUUGCCUUUCCAUAUUGUUCUUGUGUAUUUCUGGCUUCCUUGACCUCGGCUUUCCAUUGACCAUUCUCUGUCUUUCAACGUAUUAAUACGGCCAUUAUAAGGACCGGUUUACAUUCUGUCCUUUUGCUAUUCUGUCUUUGUAGAUGUUACAUAGUUAUGCGUGCUGGACCACACUAGCAGUCGUGACAUACGCAAGUCCUAAAGGUAAUUGCUCAACCAUGAAAGGUAAAUUGUGUGAAGGACUUACAACAAAGCACAAGAGACACACAGUGCCCAGUGAACAAAGAAGCUACAAAUGUAUCAACUAAAAAAUCCUCAGCUUAUUUUUAGAUAGUCUAAAGCAGGGGUAGGCAAACUUUUAACAGCACUGUGCGAUACAGCAUUGUGAUGUCCCGUAGCGUGCCGAUCCUAUUUUUUUAAAUCGUGUGUAUGCUGCCGUAUUCUGCUUGUUAUUUUUACUGUAAUUGCUUUGUAUCGUUGUAUUUGUGCGUAUAUGAGUGUGGCGAAACCGACCUCGCCACUGGGCAUUGGAGAAGACUGAUUGCCAGCCUCCUGCCAUGUGACUAUGGCCCCUGGGAUGUAUUGCCCUUUAAAGACAUGAUUUGGGCAUAAUGGAUUUGUGUUGUGCUGCUGCUGGCCCUUAAAGAACCAUCUGGGGACAUAAUGUGGAGUUACUGGGUGGCCACCAUUUCAUGUAUCAGAGGCACAUGGUGAGAACAAUGGAUGAAGCACAUGGUGAGAACAAUGGAUGGCGGCCAUUUUAACUCCCAGACACUGUUUGGACUUUUCAACACGGUGCGAUCUCGCCGGUAUUUGGUGCACAGAGACAUCGUGCAGUGGUUUUGGACUGUACAACAGGGGACAUAUUAUACAGUAAUUGUUUUUCAUUUAGGCUGCAUAUCUUCUGUGGAAUCUGCAUUAAACUGUAUCUUCCAAAGUACUGAAUGGAUCUGGGUGAAUUUUGGAUAUGUGGUUCACUCAGAUCCCCCGGUUCCAAGGAUUUGUGGGGUUAUUGCAUGUUUUGGGGUCCCUGUGAUGUGUUUUAUAAUACUGUAUUUCUCUGCCUGUGAUAAUUAGAUUAACCAUUGUGUUCAGUAAUCCUAUCACAGGCAGAGGGGAGGAUUUUGUCUGGGAGUGUCUGUGUGUAUUGUAUGGAUUGAUUGGCUGUGUUUCAAAACCCUGUGGGCAGUACUAUAUUUGUGGAUUGUGAAUAAAAGAGGCUGUAUGUGCCAGUCCAGUCAGUUCUGCUUGACCUCAAAACGAAGUGUCGUCUCGUUAUUGGGGGAAUUGGAUUGUAUGCUGAUUGCCAGGAGUGUAAGCUGAUUGUAUGCUUUUCCUGUUCAGCUGCUUACAGCAUUCAUAUGCUUGAGAGCAUUCGUAUGCUUCUCCGAUUUGGUGGUUGUGGUGUCUGCUGCAGUUCAUGGAGUCCUCAGGAAGCGUUAGGAGCAUCCUUCAACGGAGGUACCCAGUCGGGGUGCCAGGUGAUCUGUUACAAUGAGCUAUUAUAUUGUAUAUGUUCAUUAGUAGUUUAUGGUAUUGUGUAUGAUACACAUGAAUGUGGGCGGUGUAUGAGGGCUGUUUGUGGAAUUGUGUGUGGGUGGAUAUGUCACAUUAUGUGUUUGGUAGUGUGUGGGGGUUGUUUGGGGUUUUGCAUGUGAGAGGCUGCAUGUUGGAUUGUGUGCAUGUAUGAAGAUUGUUAGUGGUAUUGCGUUUGUGGGGAUUGUGUGUAUGUUUGUGUGUGGGCUGUUCGUAUUAUUUGUAUGAGGGGAGGGUUAUUCUGCAGCUCUGUGUAUAUCUAGCAGUGUGUGUGGCUUCCCUGGGUUCCAGUGCGGACCAGGCUGUCCAGGUACAGGUCAAGGACAGGAGCUGCAACAGCAGCUGUGGGCUGCUCUACUACAGUUUGGAUUCCCAUUCACAAGUGCUUGGAUGAAGUGAUUUGAGAUCACUUACUCUACAUUCUGCAAUGCAUAAAUUGAAGAUUGUCCUUCACCACCUUUUCGUAUUAGCAGAUAUCUGAAGUUUCACUGAGACUCCUGAUAGGCCAGAGCCUGUUUGGCUCUUGCAGCCUUGAGUGCCGUGUAAAGACACCUCGAGUGCCAUGUAUGGCACUAGUGCCGUAGGUUACCUACCCCUGGUCUAAAGUAUAACACAGUAUCCACUGACCCUGAUAUUAUAUUGUAUGUUACUCAAAAGAUUACCAAUGAAUAAAGGAUAACUGUGGAGUAGCCCCAGAAGAUUGUAAGUUAGCGAAUGUUGUGCCCAUUUACAAGAAAGGUAGUAGGGAGGGGUCGGGCAACUGUAGGCCAGUAAGCCUUACUUCAGUAGUGGGGAAAGUAAUGGAAACCAUGUUAAAGGAUAGGAUUGUUGGACAUCUAAAAUCAGAUCAGAGAUCACAUGGGUUUACUUCAAGGAGAUCAUGCCAAACUAAUCUUAUUGAUUUUUUUGAUUGGGUAACUAAAAUAAUAGAUCAGGGUGGUGCAGUAGACAUUGCUUACCUAGAUUUCAGUAAGGCUUUUGACACUAUUGCACAUAGGACGCUUAUCAAUAAACUGGAAUCUUUAAGUUUGGAUUCCAAUAUUGUUGAAUGGGUAAGGCAGUGGCUGAGUGACAGGCAACAGAGGGUUGCAGUCAAUGGAGUAUAUUCGAAGCAUGGUCUUGUCACCAGUGAGGUAUCUCAGGGAUCUGUACUUGGACCCAUUCACUUUAAUGUUUUUAUUAGUGAUAUUGCAGGUCUUGAUGGUAAAGUAUAUCUUUUUGCUAAUGAUACUAAGAAAUGUAACAGGUUUGGUGUUCCAGGACGGAUAAGCCAAAUGCCAAACAAUUUAAGUAAGCUGGAAAAAUGGUCCAGGCAACUGACAUUUAAUGUGGAUAAGUGCAAGAUAAUGCAUCUUGGACGUAAAAACCCAAGGUCAAAGUACAGAAUAUUUGAUAGAGUACUAACCUCAACAUGUGAGGAAAGGAAUUUAGGGGUAAUUAUUUCUGGUGAUGACUUAAAGGUAGGCAGACAAUGUUAUAUAGCAGCAGGAAAUGCUAGCAGAAUGCUUGGUUGUAUAGGGAGAGGUAUUAGCAGUAGAAAGAGGGGAGUGCUCAUGCCAUUGUACAGAACACUGGUGAGACCUCACUUGGAGUAUUAUACACAGUACUGGAGACCGUAUCUCCAGAAGGAUAUUGAUACUUUAGAGAGAGUUCAGAGAAGGGCUGCUAAACUGGUUCAUGGAUUGCAGGAUAAAACUUACCAGGAAAGGUUAAAGGAACUUAACAUGUAUAGCUUGGAGGAAAGACGAGACAGGGGGAUAUGAUCGAAACAUUUAAAUGCAUAAAGGGAAUCAAUAAAGGAGGAGACUAUAUUUAAAAGAAGAAAAACUACAACAACAAGAGGACAUAGUCUUAAAUUAGAAGGGCAAAGGUUUAAAAAUAAUAUCAGUAAGUAUUACUUUACUGAGAGGGUAGUGGAUGCAUGGAAUAGCCUUCCAGCUGAAGUUGUAGAGGUUAAUACAGUGAGGGAGUUUAAGCAUGCGUGGAAUAGACUUAAGGCUAUCCUAACUAUAAAAUAAGGCCAGGCACUAAUGAAAGUAUUUAGAAAAUUGGGCAGACUAGAUGGGCCGAAUGGUUCUUAUCUGCCAUCACAUUGUUAACUGUGUACUUUGCUGACACAUUGUACUUUGCUGACACUUUGUUGUAGCAUUAUGGCAAUAUUUGCUAAGCAGUGUUAUAUAGAUCUCCUGCAGCGAAUUAAAAUAUUUAGAGUGGAUGAGAUAUCAUAUUAUUGGGUCAAGUAUGACAUGUUAAAUGAUAAUUACACCAAAAGCUCCAAAUCUGCAGAAUUAUGUUAGAUGUUUUAAAGCAACAAUGUAAUACUCCACUAAAGUAAUGUUCAGAGCUAGAUUCACGUAUUAAUCUAAUUGCACCCAUUCAAUGCUGACUACUUUACCUCGCCCAUUCUAAGGAGCUCUAUUGGUUAAUGAUCGUAAUGUUAAGAAUCAUGUAUCUAGCUACUAAUUGCCAUGGCAUCCACCAAUAUAAAGCCCCUUGUCCAUAUAGUCAGGUAUAGCAAUACAUGGAAACAAAGAGGAGAGGUAUAAAAUCAAACAAAAACAAAAAUAAUAAUGACGCCACACCAGUGAACAAAUAAUGGUGAGAAAUAAUGCCUAAAUGAAAAUAAAUAAACAAAAGUUGAAAAAAACCAAAAACUGAAUAAAUCCCCAAUAUAUCCUUCCCUAAAAACUCUACCACUGUGCCUUGGAAGGCACCUGUCAUCCAAAAUAUACUACACAGACUAAUUUCUCUAUGUACCCUACAGUAGGGCUGCCCAAAAGGUAGAGCUCUAGGUAUUUUGUGUGCCCAUGGAAUGCUUUAGAAUAUCAAAGCAUCAUGGUUGCUGUAGUUUAAAAAUAUCUGGGGAUCUACUUUUUUGGGACCCUCUGCCCUAGUGGAAUCUAACACAAUGACUAUCACAUCAAUUAAAAUCUGUAGUGCCCCAUGAUGUAUAAUCAUUAUGUAUAAAAACAACAAUCAUCCCUCUGUCUCACUCUCUCAACUUCAGACACCACGAAAAGCAAUGCAUGUUUUGCCUAAAUGGCUCUUAAAAGAGAUUAGGGUCAUGGCACUUGUUUAAAUAUGGCACUUCCAUUUAUGAUUGGUAUGAACCAAUGGCAUGUCACAAAAUUCCGAGUAUAUAGGAUACAAACUGAUCCUCACAGUUUAUUAAAUAUGGAUAAAAAAGGUGGGUGUAAAUAAAGUCCCUCUUCUAAGGUUUAUCUCAAUAGUAGCACCUUCUAUGGCAUCCUUGUAGUAGUUCAUAUCUGCCGCCAGAUUCAUCCUGAGCUCAGCCAGCAUUUGCUUCAGUUGCCCCGCCGUGACCGGGUCACUGUCAGAGGGUUUCUUAGUGUGUGGCCCCUUUGGCAGGCUGUGAGAUGCCCCUGCUCCUGCAUCGAAGGGGAUAUCCUCUGAGGAGCAUGAGGAUUUUUCACCCUCCAGCGCCAUCUUGACCCAGGCCAUGCGUUGCGAGCCUCGGAGGAGUUCUCCAAUAUCGCAGCUCAUCGGUCCCCUACCAGCUUUCACUUUUUUUUCCAUUUUUUACACCCCAUGGCACCUUCCCACAGCAAAUACAAGGUUGGGUGGUGUGUUGUGGGCUGCGGAUCACUUUUAAAAUCUCUAUUUUUCAUCCGAGUAUCUCGGAGCUCUAAGGUAUGCUGCCUCUCCGUUAGGCGGCUAGCUCCGCCCCCGUAGUUUUUCUUCUUUUAAAUAUAGUCUCCUCCUUUACUGUGUUGAUUCUCUUUAUGUAUUUUUUUUUUAUAGAUUAUGUACAAUGAAAUUUUACAUUUUAUGAGUGAUCAUUUGCACAAACAGAUCAACAACAGACAUUAGUUUACUGCGUUAAAACCUUUAACAUAAUUCUGCAGUUUGGUAGCUAUUGGAAUGAUUAUUCUUUAUCACUGUUAUUAUAGUUCUAAUGUGCGAUAUCUGAAUAAUAAUAUGAUAUCUCAUCCAUUCUCUGUCUUUGACUUUGCAGCAGGAGAUCAAUAUAACAAUGUUUAGUGGAUCUUGCCUUUGUGCUACAAUGUGUCAGAAAAAUACACACUUAUCCUUAUUCACUGUUGAUUAUUUGAGUAACAUUAGAUACACUAUCAGGGUGAUUAGAUACCGAGUUUCUCUUUAGAGUAUCUAGAAAUCAUCUGAGGAUGUCUAAGUUGUUACAUUUGUAUUAUCAGAAAUAUGUGAGAGGAACUAACGGGGCAAUUUUCUUAUCCAUGUUAUUUACAGUUAAUGCACUAUGAUUUGUUCUCUUAUUUAUUUUCAGGUGUCAAUUUUAUGGUAAUAUUGUAUAUGUUUAUUUGUGUGUGCUCUCCCCUUUUUGUUUAUAUUUUCACAUUUGUAUCAUUUUCUUGUAUUAGACUAAGGGUUAUUGGUCAAUAACUGCUUCAGAACAAUUUUGAUUUUACUCUUUGAUAGUUCCUCUGUUUGCAACUACUUUAGAUUUUUAGUUAAAUUGCUGCAGUAUCCUGACAUUUUGCAGCAACCACCUUUAUUGAGUAAUAGAACAAUAUGAGUUCUUUAACUUAUUUUUUGUAACACUGAUUAUCAAGGACAUGUAUAACAAAGGAAAUAGUCACAGACAGGCCAAGGUUGUGGGAUACCAGAAAUCAGAGAGAACAGAGAGAGAAGCCGAGAGAGUUAGGACUAAGCUGCAUCAAAAACUAGAAUUAAUCACAACCUCAAGAACGAGCAAUAGUGAUCAAAAGGGAACCACAAGAAGUCGAUGUGCUUCAGGGCUAGAUAUGUCAUAAUUGACACAAUGAAUGCUUCCUAUGUCAACUUGCAGCCCAAGUCUGAUACUUUCCCUGUUUUACUGAUGGAAGCGCUUUAUUAGUUUGUUUGGGAGUUUUUCUAAUUUCCAGCAGAGACUCUGUAAUUUUUGUUUGGCUCGCACAUGCGCAUUCGGUUCGCGUUGUGUUUUCCGUUAAUUUCGUGGCAGCAUUCAUGGGUUCACUUUAAUCAAGUUGGUUUGGUCUUCUAGUAUAACUAUGGGUUCAUCCUUGUUCAUUUCGCGCAUGUGUGGUCAGCUCAUGCUUUUUGUUACAUAGUUACAUAGUUACAUAGCUGAAAAGAGACUUGCGUCCAUCAAGUUCAGCCUUCCUCACAAGUGUUGUUGCUGUUGAUCCAAAAGAAGGCAAAAAAAACCUGGUCUGAAGCGCUUCCAAUUUUGCCACAAACUAGGAAAAAAUUCAUUCUUGACCCCAAAAUAGCAGUCAGAUGUCUCCUUGGAUCAAGCAGCUAUUACCCCACUAAUUAGAAAUUACAUCCCUGUAUGUUAUGUUUUUGUAAGUAUUUAUCCAAUUUCAGUUUAAACAUCUGUAUGGACUCUGACAAAACCACCUCUUCAGGCAGAGAAUUCCAUAUCCUUAUUGUUCUUACUGUAAAAAAACCUUUUCUUUGACUUAGAUGAAAUCUCCUUUCUUCCAGCCUAAAUGUGUGACCUUGUGUCCUAUGUAUAGCCCUGUUUAUGAAUAGAUUUCCAGAUAAAGGUUUAACUGGCCCCGAAUAUAUUUGUAUAAAGUUAUCAUAUCCCCUCUCAGGCGCCGUUUUUCCAAACUAAACAUUUAUUUUUGUAAUGUAAUUUGGCGCUUGCUUUGGGCACGUUUGUACGCACAUAUAAUGAUGAUACCCUUGCUUUGGAAUUCUAUUUCUGGAUCUGUCCAGACCGGAUAACUUUGGUGGAACGCAUAUGAGUUCCAUCACAUGUUUCUAGAAUGAAUGAGAAUCUUAUGUAUAUUUUGAGCUGCACAGAGAUAAUGAAGACUUUCUUCUUUUUGAUAAUAUACACUUUGAGUUUACAAUUAUUUGUCAGUAUAAGUUAUGUGUUCAUGUUCAUUUUAAUAUUUUUUUGUUACGUUUGGCGUAUGUUUAUGUUUGGUUUCCUUGACAACCAUGACGAUAUGAUCAUGAUUGGGAGGAUUUCACUAGUGAGUGGUCACCCAUAUGUCCAGGUGUUUUUCAUUACUAAUUCCUCUUGAUGAUAUAUAAGAGAUUGAGUAAUACUUUGUCUGACAUGCUCCCUUGAUAAAAGCAUUUUGGCCGAAACAUUGGGGGUAUUUCCUUGAUUAUCCUCCUUCUCUCAUUAUCAUUUAUCUUUACAUUUUUGGUAUGUAAUUUGGCUAUCUUUGUGAAUAUUUCAUUUUUCCAUGAUUUGUGGUGUUUAGCAAGCUAACAAUUUUUUUAUUGGUGUAUAGAUAAUUUUGUACUGUGUAUUUUGGUAUUGGUAAUAGAAUAUUCCUGUAUACUGAUAUAUUAGGUAUCCAUUUUGAAUAAUAUUGUUACUGCAUAUCAUAUUGGCAUUAUUUUGUUACAAGUGCCCUUUGAUGUUUCUAAUGUAGACCAUAUAUGUUUAGUGUAUUUAAUAAAGGCAUUUGAUUUAUUUUACAUUGGUGUGCUCCCCAUUCUAUUAAAUAUGCAUUCUGUAUUUUGAUUAUAUAUUAUAUUUGCUAUAUAUUAUAUAGGCUAUUAUAUAUGGAUUCUGUAUUUUGGUUAUAUAUUAUAUAUGCUAUAUAUUAUAUAGGCUAUUAUAUAUGCAUUCUGUAUAUUGGUUAUAUAUCAUAUAUGCUAUAUAUUAUAUAGGCUAUUAUAUAUGCAUUCUGUAUAUUGGUUAUAUAUCAUAUAUGCUAUAUAUUAUAUAGGCUAUUAUAUAUGCAUUCUGUAUAUUGGUUAUAUAUUAUAUAUGCUAUAUAUUAUAUAGGCUAUUAUAUAUGCAUUCUGUAUUUUGGUUUCAUGGGGAAUAGGACCUUUUGAGUGAGCAGCCACAUAUUACUAUUUAUAGGUUUAUUCUGUGUGUUUAGUUCAGUGUGCCUACCUUUUCAAUUAUUUUAUGUUAACUAAGAACUCUUUUCUACGAGCCUCUCCAAAUUGCCAAACACACCAAUCCAAAUAUUACUUAUACAAGCUUACAAAAAUCUAGCAAUGCAAAUUCCCAUAUAGUGUCGCCCCUGUAGACUCAAUAUAUCCCAACAAAAACAUUUCAAACAACUCAUUAUGUCCAGAGCAUACAUUUACAAAUCCUUAAAUAUAAAAAAAACAUAUUGACUGCUCAUUUUAAAGCUGAUUUGCUUGCAUUUCUAUACAUUACCAUCUCCUCUAUAGAUUAAAUUCAUUGUUCCAACUACUGUGCUCCUGAAUGAGGCCUCAGAACAUGUGCUGACAUAAGGCUUUCACUAAAGCUGGCUCUGCCACUCUGUGACUUGAUCAGCAGGCUAUAUAAACCCCACCACAAAAACUAGCUGGCAUGUUGCUUCCACUGGACACUCAGUUGCUUGCUCUCAGUAAGGUAAGAACUGCAUUAUGGCAAACCUUAUAAGCUGAAUGUUAGCACAUUAGAUUAUUGGAUUUCCAUUUAUGAGGGAAACUAAGAAUUUAGAACCCAGAGGUCCCCAAUGAACGUGCUCAAUACAUAGUAAAUAAAUUAUUGACAGACAACUUAUAUUUUAUACUAUGGGAUCUAUUCAUAUACAUGUCCCUCUAAACAUUACAUUUAUUACAACCAAUAGUUUAGUUUAAUAUUGCUUACAGUUGAAUAUACUGCAUAUAGUUAAACAGUAUACAGAGUAAAGAGAUUUACUGAUAGCAUGAUAAUUGGAAUAGAGUAGAUAGGAAGACAUUUAAUUUAUUUUUAUAUUCUGGCACUUUAUAAAAGCCUUUAAUAAAUACUUAAAAAUAAAUAAAAAGAAGUGGUGAGCAAGGGGGAAAAAAUAAUAUAUAUAUUAUUAUAUAUAAACUCCAUACAAUUUAACAGUAUAACGGAAAUAUAUUAAAUAAGCUUAAGUAGCAAAGUAUUAGGACCCUAUUCGCUAAAUUUUACAACCUAAAGAUAAAUAAUUGAUAGUACAAGUAUUUUGAGUUUAAGUUGUUUAUAAAGAAAUAGCGUAAACUAGGCACAUAGAUGUGACUGCUUUGAUUUGUCAGAUAAAAUCUGGAGUUCACAUAUAGAAAGAAUGCAUAUUAUUGAUGGAUUAUAGAAAGUCAUUUGUAGGAACUUUUCACAAAUCUGUUAAACCUCUGCAUUCCUUGUUUUUAUUGCAAGAACGUUUUACUAUUGACCACUGGGUGAGGUCUUUAACUCUAAUACUAAGAAGGAGAUGUUUCUUUAUGGGAUAAAAAUUCCUAUGGUCAGCAGUCUUUAAAACUUUGAGCUAAGUAGGACAAAACAUUGCCGUGGGCUAAAAACAUUGUGUAUCGCUGUCUUGACAGUUUGUGUCAGAUGCCUAAAAGCAGAAACAAGAAAGCGAUAAAGAGAAAUAUCACUGGAUUUUUAGUUGGCCUGGUUUAACAAAACUCAGACACUCUCUAAAAGAUGGUAAUAAAAUACCGGCAGUCAGGUAACUAAAUAUCCUAAAUAACUAACCAAUGGGUUGUUAAUGGUAGUAGACUGAGAAUAAACAGUGCAAGUUAGGGUCAGAUACCCAACGGUCAGAAUAAAAAAAAUAUCAAGCCAAGCACAGUCAAUUAAGAUAACACCAUAGCAAAUGUUCUUAGUGAGGUGAAACUAUCCUUGGGCAGAUAUUUUGCUGGUUAUCAAUAAGCCUCAGCCAGUUUAGGAUAAUGGUGAUAGAAAGAGCACAUACAAUGAUUUAUGCGCAGUGAUGUUAGUACUGCUCAUAUGAACACACAAUAAGGGGCACAUUGUCAUGAGCAUCAGCAUGAUUAAAUUAAGCCAGUGAUAAUCUGCAUGGAUGGCAGCAAAGUCUGAAAACCACCCACCUCCUAUUUAAUCCAUAGAAUGACUUUUCAGCUUCCAAGCGUCAGAGUUUAUACCACUAAAGCAAGAAUCAUGCACUAAUCUUGAUGCAUACAAAUAUUUAUCUAUCUAUCUAUCUAUCUAUCUAUCUAUCAAUUUUGUUAGUACACCCCGUAACAAGUUAUAGUAAAUAAUUAUUUAUUAAUUUCUGAUACACGUCGGACAGUUUGCUAUUUUUUCUGUUGGUUUUCUAUUUCUAAUACAUUACCCAUUUUAAUCAGAUUUAACUACCUGAGUGCCUUUCAAAUGCAUUCUGGGACGAAAGACAGGGCAUUAAACAAGAUGAGUAGGAUAGCAUACACCACUUUAAACAGCAUUCAUUUUUAACGUGUUUCUCAAGGAGAAAUACAUUGAGAUAUCAAUCACGUUCUCAAGCCAGUCAAAUUACAGUGCCGAGACAAAUAUUUUGACAUGAAGAAUAGCCAUAUUUGCUCUAGUGCAGAUGACAGAAUGUACUUACAGCAACUGAUCUGUCAUCUGUUUAAAAUAUAUUGGUUCCUCUCUGAUUUCAUAACCGUCGUCAGAAAGCCAGCAGCUCUUGUGGAGAGAGGGCCCCGAAUAAUAUAAGAAGUGUAUUUGAAUAUCUCAUCUGGGAUGAAAGUGACAAUGUGGUGAAUAUUUAAGGAGCCAGUUUGUGAUCUAAAACAUAUAAAUGGUGCUAUUUAUUUGGCAGACUCGUUAAAUCCAUAUAUCUAUCUUUAUAUAUCCUAUUUACUUUGAAAGUAGCAGGAUAUGGAAAGGUUAUCAUUGUCAUUUUGAUAUCGUGUGGUAAAACUAUAAUAAUAGGAACAGCAGUUUGCAAAUAUUGCGGCUCAUUUGUUCUAACAAGUCCCUUGGGGAGCCAUUUUUGAAAUGUUAUACUUGAGUAGUAUAGUUUCAAUGUAGAAGUGAUCUUUGUCUAACCAUUGAUCAUGGACACCAUUUUUUUUAUUUCUAAAAACAACUAUGCUGCAUCAGUAGAGAAGUAAAAGAGAAAGAUAGAAACAAGUGCAUGAUUAAACACAUUUUUAUAAAAUGAAAAGACUAAGGGAUAGUUAACACUAACAAACAGCAAUGCAGUGUUUAUUGCAAUACUCAAUCUUUUUUUUUCCAAUAGUGUUUGGGCCUUUAUAUAGCAGUAGAACAUCAUUUCAUCCUUUGCUUUGUUUCAAAUGUCUUUUUAAUCUUUUGAAAUUCUCUCAACUAAAUGUCAAGAGGGGUGAGUCAGUAUAGAUGACGUGCGUGGUACGAAAUGGGUCAUUUUAUCUGACACAUUGCAGAGCUGUAGGUGUUCAGGCACAUUAUAAAAGCAAGGAUGUUUUUCUUUGUGAGCUAUUCAUUCAUCAGGUUACUUAAUUGAGGAUAUUGAAUUGUUAAGCUAUGCUGAUGGUGAACCAUAUCAGAAUUUGAUUUUCAAGCAUCUUACUAGACAUUAGGAAAAUAUUACAGAUUAUAGAAUGGUCAGGGCAAACAGACAAGGUGCAGAAUAUUUAGUUGUUAGACAAAAGCGUGGCCGUUAGUUGUUCUAUUAUAAUACAAAAUAUGUUCAAUUAAUGUCGCCACUUUAUUAAUAAGACAUAUGCAAUUCCAGGUAGGCAAGGCUGUACUGGAAAAAAAAUUCUGGUAUAGCAGCCCAGUACGAGGUGGUGGGGACAGAGAUGGUGCAUGUCAUGUCAAAGUGAGUACGUUAGUUUGCUGUCCCUCCAGGGCAUCUCAUGCGCAGAACCCUGAUGAAGAGCUUUUGCAUCUGAACAAACUCCUGUGUUUGUGUAACACAGCACAGCUCUGUGUUAACUGGUGCCUUGUCUCUGUUGUCAAUAUUAGAGGGACCAGAAGACAAAAUUGGUAAAUGGCCGGUAAAGGGUUCUGUGCAUGUACAGGGAUGCUGCCUGUGGUGCUAUAUGUGGUUGGAGGCUGAUUUUGGGAGUACUUGUGUGUAUAGGCAACUGUUUCUGGUGAAGUGUGUGUGGCUAGGGAUUGUACUGUGUAAAGAUUAUGUGUGACUGUCGUCUGUCUAGCUAGUGGUUGUAGAGAGGGAGAAAGAAAGCAUUUGUCUAUGGAGUGUAUGAUUCUAGAGGGUAUAUUGUGUAUAUAUGUGUACAUGGGGCUGAUGUGUCUGUUUGGGUGUAUCUAGUGGCUGUAGCAUGUGUGUACAGGGGCUGUAAUGUGAGUGUUUAUGUAUGGGGCUGUAGUUUGUGUGUGCAGGGUAGUAUGUGUUUAUAGGGGCUUUUGUGUGUGUGUCUAGUGGGUGUAGUGCAUGUAUUUGUGUUUCAAGGGUGUAUGUGGAUCUAGGGUCUUGUAGUGUAUGUAUACAUAUAUCCAAUGUACAUGUAUAUUGGUUGUAGUGUGUGUAUAUUUAUAUAGGCUGUAGUGUAUGUGUAUGCGACUAAAAUGUGUUUUAAUAGGAGCUGUUUUGUGUGUGUGUGUGUUUGUGUGUAUAUGGGGGGCUUUAGUGUGUAUGUACAGGGUCUGUCAUGUGUGUGGAUGCAUAGGGGUUAGGGUGCACAGGGGAAGAAAAAGUUAAUGUUAAUUAAAAUUAAAAAUCUAAUCAAAUAAAAAAAAAGGAGAAAUAUCCUGGUGGAUGCACUCUCUGGUGGCACAUUGCUUUAAAUGAGCUCUGUGAUUAGUGGGAGCGUUGCCAUUCUAACCCACGGCAAUUUUCUCAGUGAAAGGAGCUCACAGUAACAGAGAACUUGACCCCUAUCUGGAGGCGAGAUAUGAUGCUCCCUUCACCACUCUGCAUAUGUGAGUAAUGGGCCAAUGACUGAGAUUUCUGGUCUCCCCAUCGGCACAUAAAUGGUACUUAGUUACCUAUAUGGACAGCGCUCACUGAGCAUUGGCCCUGCAUGGGUGAACUGGGGAGAGCCUUUGAUCUCCCUGCUCAGUCUUGUCCCUCGGUCAUCGUGACCCAUCGGCAUUUGCCCGGUUUGCCCAGUGACCUGUCCGAGCCUGCAGGCAGAUAACCAUUUGCCUCCAGGACAAUCUGUUUUCUUCGGGGAUUUUAGUUCUUGCUGGCUUUAUAUCAUCACAUAAUUCCUACAAAUUUUUGGUCACAUAUUCAUGUCUUCAAGUAUCCCCUUCAAUUUUAUAUCAUGUUCAUGGAUCAGGCUUAAGAUGUUGUGUGUAUUGUAAAUUGUAAAUAACAUACUACUCCUUGAUGGUCAUAGCCCAUGAUAUCUUUUAAAUAUACUUUUAAAACAUAUCUUUUAAAACUACCUUAAUAUUUAAAAGAUAUCAUGGGCUAUGACCAUCAAGGAGUGCUCUUGGCAGCAGCAAUGAUUAGGUAUACUGAGAUCUUUCGAAUUAUGCUCAAUUUUAUUGUGCAGCUUAAUGCAUGCUAUGAAUGCCUUCUUCACACUGUUACACCAACAACAGUUUACAUCAUAUUCUGACCCUUCACAGCAGAAAUUGAGAUUCAUCAAGACAUCUUCAAUUGACCAGUUUCCACUUUUAUAAAGGAUUAUGGUACUCUGGGUAAAUAUCCAGAGUAGCAUAAUCUUUAAUAAAAGUGGAAGCUGUCAUUGUCUUCUGCUUUGGUCUAUUUGCUCAAGAUUUGACGAAUGAUGUGUUCAGGAAUGUUCUUCUGUGCACAACUACUAUACAGUAUGUGUGACUUUUCUGCUACAGGCUUGAUUAAGGCCUUUUGGCUGAAACAGUUUGUUUGUUCUUUUAUUAUGUCAGUAAUGGCUAACCUUGACACCAUAACUUGUUUAUGGACUACAUUUCCCAUGAUGCUCAGCUAGCUUUUAGAGUCUAAAAGCUAGCUGAGCAUCAUGGGAAAUGCAGUCCAGAAACUAUUUAUGGUGGCAAGGUUAGCCAUCACUGUAUUAUGUCCUUACUAUAAAUAACUUCAAGUCUUUUAGCUAACAACGUGGAGCUUGUGAUUCUGUGUACAUUGUAUGCUGUUGGGGACAGUGGAUCCCAUUGAGAAAGUUCUGGUUUGAGCUGGUUCCUCUUCUGCUAUAUGCUGGAGUGCCACACCACCUAUUGUUGUUGUUUUUUUCUAUCGCUACAAAUCUUCUUCUCUGGCCCACCCACCUGUAUGUGUGUUAUUGCAUUACGCAAUGUAAACACUAGGUAUUGUAGUUUAUGACUCCCAGUAGGGCAGCUAAUUUUACCAGGUUUGGUAACAAUAUAAUAUCACCUUUACUGUCAUCAAGAUCAUGUGUCUUAUAAAAUAUGUUCAUCAGAAUGCUGCCUUAUUGGAUUAAGUAAUCACCUUUGCUGACACAAAAGUAGUAAAUCAUUUUAAAGACGCAUCUGUUCUUCAUUAAUUAUGGGCUUUGUAACUAUAACUGUGCACUUGUACUUUGGUCAGAAUGUUGCCUACAUUGCUUAAGUUACGUCAUUAUACAGCAUGAUUUCCCCAUAAAACAUUUAAAGCUCCUUUUUUCUACAUCUGAAGAACUAGAGGAAUUAAUGAAUUAAUGGCCGUUGAAGAACUUUGUCUACAAUUGUUUAUAACCUAUAACAUUUACAGGGUUGUUUAUUAAAGUUUGAAUUGUUGGAAAUUCAAAGUGAAUCAAAAGUGAAUUUCAGAUCUAAGGCCAAAAUAGCACAACUGCUAAGCAUAGCUAACCUGGAGAUGUUUUUCUACUUUAACUCUUAUGACCUUAAAUUUGAAUUUCACUUUACAUUUCUGACAAUUCACCUUUAGUGAAUAACAAUGAGAGUAGCCAAACAGAAGCAUUGGUGACAUAGAUUUUUUUUUAUUAUUUAGUCUAUUUUGACCUUUACUUUGACCUUCAUUAUGAAUUUCCAUUUGAAUUGCCACUUUGGUAAAUAACCCUGUGAUACUAUUUAUCUCUGCAUAUUACAAAGCAAAAAGGGGGCAAGAGUCUGCGCUAAACCAAAAGAGCAGCAACCCUAAAAGGGGAAUCCCUCAAGGAACCCUUUAAGAGACAGGAAAAUACAAGAGAGGGGGUUAAGGGCUGCGCUGAAAAAAUAAAAAAAUAAAUAAAUCAACGAAUGAUAAUAAAACCAGAUAUAAUCAAUAGACAAAGUUCAUCCAAAAAUAAUUGAAACAGUCUCACUGAUAUCUGAUGAUAAGAUAAUAGUCCUCAGGUGUUGUAGUAUGGCAAAUAGUCCUCAGUAGCUGCCAAUGGUGAAAUAUUGUAUGUCCAGAAUAAACUUUAGAUAAACUUGGAGGAAGCAUUUGUCUUUGUCUGCAAGCUAAAACAACAAAUUGGAGGUUUUUUUUUUUUUUUUACUAAAUGUGAGAAUUCACAUGCGUAUUUCCAAUUUGAAUCCAAAACAGCAGCUGGAAAAAUAGCCGAGUAGCGGAAUUUUUCCAGUUUGGCUAUUUUAGCCCUCAUUUGCUAAUUACCUUGCCAAUUCUAGACAAUUUCUGUUUUAGUCUCACAUGUACACUUACUUAAAAUGAAUUGCUUUAGAUGACUAUGGUGGCAAAUAGAAUGAUGUUGUUAAAUAUAGUUACAAAUGCACAAACAAAAUUAAAAAUGUGGCCCAUACGUGGCCCAAGACUAGUACAGUCUUAUUGUGCACCUGUUACUGUUUGUCUGUAGAUAAUUGCACUUUAUUUAAAAUAGAAUUACAGGACCCAGAUAACAAAAAAGAAAAAAUACUGAAAUUGUGGCCUAGGUGUUCAAAUAUAUUUUUGCUGUAGCAAAAUCAAAUAUCUACUAUGAUUUCAUCCUCAACAUCAAAUUUUCCAAGCCGUGGUGUCUUCCACCAGUUUUAUCAGGAUUGUGAAAUGCAAGAUAGAAUAAAUACCCUUUGUAGGCACACAGUUUUAAAUCAUGGACAAAAAUAUAUUCUUUUACUUGUCUUUUAAUGAAGGUGAGAUUGAACCGUUCUUUAUAUAAAUCUUUUCACUUAAAUUUUACAAAAUCAAUUCUACUGCAGAAGAAACGUUGCUACUACCUGAGGAGAAGCAUCCAAGUUUUAACUGCACAAGGACGCAAGCAGGGGAUAUUGUGCCAAACUGAUUGCUUAAUGCAGGGAUUGGCACAUCAACAAGGCACUUUAGAGCAGUCAUCUGGGAUACCCUCUGAAAACUUUCCAAUGCAAGCAGCAUUAACUAAGCCCACUCAUAAGGCACUAGGCAAACAAAUGAUGUUUAUUUAUUAAUUCACCUAAAUGAGUUUUCCAGAGUCAGACAGAGCUAUAAUUUUCAAAGAGACACUGUCAGAGUGCAAAAAAAGGAACCCUUAAUUUCACCUGUACAACUUGGAUUUCAACUUCUUUAUUCAAUGGAAUAUUCUUUUAUACUAUACUGUGUUUAUAUAUCUAUAUAUAUGUCAAUUGUUAUGUCUGUCUAAUGUAUGUGGUAUAAAUAUAUCAUAUAGACAGAUACCAUUUAAAAUACCUCAAUGUGUAUUUCUGAUUGGCCUGUACACUGAAUCAGAAUUCGAGUCAGAACUUUAAUGCUUCUUUACACUUUUCAUGUGUUUGUUUACUGGAGAUCAAUAAAGACAAUGUCUCAGUAAAAUAAACUGACAGUUUACUAGAUUGAAUAAUCAAUGAAUAAAAAGAUGUGGUGAAAGGAAAAUAAAAGCAUUGUCUUACUAACAAAGAUUUUCCCUCUCUCCGCAGGAUAGAGCCAAUAUGACUCAACACUGUACUAAAUUUGCUGGCCACUGGAAGGUAAUCAACACUUUGAUAAAAUAUAUAUUUUUUUUUACAGCAGUUAUAAUUCACGCACAGAUUUUAACCUAUUUCUUCCAUCCUCAUGUAUACAUUGGCUUAUUUUAGCCCCAUUUACCUAGUCAUUCCCCUCCUCACACUCAUUAUUGCUCAUCUCUGGACGGAGAUACUGGAAAAGCUGGCCUCUCCGAUCCUAACAGCACAUAAACUUAUAUGGCUCAAAACAUUGACUGCACUCUAAGCACCAUCCAAAGCUUUUUUUUGACAACUAUGUGUGGAGGAAAGAAAAUGAGCCUUUAUUGUACAGAAGCCCAAUUUUACAGUAACACUCUUUCUUGUACAGAAGAAAUGAUUUAUUAUAAUUUAUUUUAAUUGAUUAAUAUUGAUUUCAGAAGUGUCCCAGGUGUACGAUGGCACAGAUUCUUUACUAGCAUUAGAAAUAAUUUUUAAACAUUGGAGUACACCACUGACCAAGAAUAGUCAUGACAUGCCAUGAUUAUCAAUGGUACCUUAACAUUUCCCUUUCUUAUUAUUGUUGGUCAUUAUUGUGAGUCAUAGUCCCCACUCCACAUGUUCUUACUUACCUUGCAGAUCAUCGUAUGGGAUGAGGAAUGCUUCCAAGGUCGCAGACAUGAAUUCACAUCCGAAUGCUAUAACAUCAUGGAAUCUGGAUUUGAAACAGUUCGAUCAUUUAAAAUAGAGAGUGGAGCGUGAGUACCUAAUUUAUACCUUCAUUAUAUUUGGUUGUGGUCACAUUGGAACCCUUUGAUGAUUGGCUGGUGUGGUAGCAACACAUCUUGUAAAACAACAGGUUGUGUGUUUAGUAAGGCAGGGCUAUGAAUUGCAUUUUAUUAUAUACAUGUAUCUGAUUUUACUUAGUUGUUUGAAGAUUGUAUCAGUAACACUAACACCCCUGAAGAAAAUUCAGCCAAAGAAAUCAGAUGGAUAUUUGUCAAGGCUGGAAUAUUUUGGAUUUUUUAAGAUUUGAAUUUUUGCAUUGUUAUAAUGUGUAUGUGUGUGAACAUAUGAUGUAACAAUGCAUAAAUACAUGUGAGAAAAUUUUUACAAAAAUCAGAAAAGUCCUUGGAGUAAUUAUUAUAUUUUCAGAACUAUUGUACAUGGAUAAAUUAAUCGCGGAUGCUAUCUAACAAUGAAUAAAUAAUUGUACAUCGAAAAAGUUAUUAUUUAAGAUACUACAUGCAUAUUUUUAAAUAUUAUGAUUUAUAAUAGUAACAUUAUAAUUAUUUUGAUUAUAAUUUAUUAAAAAUCGAAAUGUUGCUUUGGUGUAUUUUCAGGUAUAUAAAAACCAAAAGAAGCAUGUUGCUGACAUACAAAAUAAUAUCUCCAGAUUGAUAGCAGACACAGGGAAACUCCACAAUCCUAAACUUUACCAUGCACAUUGGCUUAACAUAGUACAAAUAAACAAAGUAGACAUGUCACAGGCUUUAUUUGUUAGAACUGAUUGCUUCAAACAUGACAAUGUCAUGAACUUGCUUUAGGAUUUAGAAAUAUAUCUCCCAUUUAAUACACGCCUCUUAAAUUGUAUGUUAUUUUUUUCUUUUAGAUGGCUUGGCUAUGAACACUUAGGAUUCCAGGGUCAGCAGUUUGUUCUGGAAAGAGGAGAGUAUCCCCGCUGGGAAGCCUGGAGUGGAAGCAAUGCUUAUCAUGUUGAGAGAAUGACUUCCUUCCGACCAAUUGCCUGUGCUGUAAGUAUAUAUGCCUCUAAUGUUAUUAAACUCAACAGGAUACCUGUACAGGGAGCACAAUAAUACUGAUAGACCGGCCUUCUGACAAACUAAAUAAAACAAGAUUUAAAAAGAAAAUCACAUUGAAACAUGUUUUCUUCAACGUAUUUGUUUUACAUAAGCCACUGAAAACAAUAUUUCGAAUGUAUUAACAUUAUUUUAAUCUAACCAACCUUGGUAAGUUUUGGUUGAACUUAUUGUAGAACUUGGGAUUGUUUUCAGUGUGGAGAUGGCAACCUAGAAAUUUCAACCCAAUUUGCUAACCCAAACAGAGAGGGUUAUUCAUUAACGUGUGAAUUGUCAGGAAUUCCCAAUGAAUUUUAUUUUUUAGCCAAAAAAACUGAAGUUGAAAAAAUAUUCACAUCAGUUCAGCUAUUUUGGCCUAAAAGUUGAAAAAGUUAAAAUUUAGGUUAAAUUCACUUUGGAUUCCUGACAAUUCACAGUUUAGUAAACGACUAUGUAUAACUUUAAUAACAGUCACAGAAUAUAAAAUAGCAUUUUCACCUUUCUCAAAUAACCCUAUAAUCACCAACCUUUGCUAAAUCUUCUAGUUAUAUGUAUUUUACGCAGAUAUGUGAACAACAUAAUGUUCAUUACAGUGGUGUAUUCUGGUUUUGUGCUGCCCUAGGUAUGACAAAACUCUGGCACCCCCCCACUCCAAAUUUCUCUUCCUGACAGACACACGCCCUUACUGAUGCAUGCACUGUUAUAUACUCAGAGAUACACAGUCAUUGUCACACACACUGUUUAACCAACACACACUUUCAAUGAAACAUACACAUUCACAGACUUAAACACUCACUCAUUCAUAGUUACACACACAUUCUCAUUCUCCGACAGACACACAUAUACACUAACUGACAGACACACACUCACCGACAGACACAUACACGCUCACUGACAGAAAUGCAUACACACUCACUCAGUGUUAGACACACACACUGGGACACACUCACUGACAGAUACACACUGACAAACACAUAUACAACACUCACUGACAGUCAUUAAUGUACUUAGUGUCAGACAAACACGUUGACUGACAGACACAGAUACACUAGCUGACAGACACUCUCACUAACAGGUACACACACUCACUAACAGACACACACACACAUGCACAUGCACACACUAACACUCACUAACAGGUACACACACACAUACACACACUAACGCACUCACUAACAGACACACACAUUAACACCCACUAACACACACACUCACUAACAGACACACACACACACACACACACACACACAAACACACACACUCACUCACACACUAACAGACACACACACUAACAGACACACACACUAACACACUCACUAACAGACACACACACACACACUAACACACUCACUAACAGACACACACAUUCACAAUUUAAAAUUAACAAAAUUCAAGUUGAAUCCACCCAGCCUUUGGGAGUGCUGUAAUGGAUUCUUCCCUGUGGUCCAGUGGGGCUGGCUGCAGCUCGGCGGGCAGUCGGGCUGGCAGGCGCAGACUGGAGGCGGGCGGAGGGUGGCAAGGGAGCUCUGAUCCUUCUGCUCAGCUCCCUCACGUGCCUAUUAGUGAUGCCGGGGCCAGUCUUUUUUAGUAGCCACUUAGUCACAAACACUGCCCAAAAUUGGUGUUCAAAUAGUUUUUUGCAUUUUUCACACACAAACAAAUAUUAACGCUAACUUUGGCCAGUGUCUGUGACUAAGUGGCUACUAAAAAAGACUUGACAUACCCCAUUUGCAAUACCUUGGGUUGUCUACUAUUGCAAAUGGUAUGCCAUCAUGGGGGUAAUUCUCAUUCCUGGGCUACCAUACGGUCUCAAAGGCAACACAACCAAUCCGGUGAAUUUCAAUGUGAAAAAAAUGAAAAAUAUAACAUGCUAUAUUUGACCCUGUAACUUCCCAAAACACCAUAAAACUUGUACAUAGGGGGUACUGUUUUACAUGUGAGACAUCGCUGAAUACUAAUAUUUGUAUUUUAUUGCAGUAAAAGCAAGCAGUGUUAUGACCUACACAGUUAAAAUGUCAUGCGGAACUAAAAAAAUAACAACAUUUCUUAAUUUCUCACUUUUUUUUAUAUUUUAUUAAUUUUAUGUUUCAUAGCUACAUAUUUGAUGUUAAAUGAAAGCCCUAUUUCUCCUCUGCAAAAUGAUAUAUCAUAAGUGUGGGUGCAUGAAAGAGGUGAAUUACGGUUGAACAGACAUAUAGCGUAAAUGCCAGGUUUUGUUUACGUUUUGUUUUGAUCAAAAGGUGUACAUUUGGCUCAGUCCUUAAGGGGUUAAGGGAGGACGAGAAAAACAGGAGACAUGGAUGAAGGAAAAAUGGUACAGAGUUUGAGGAGAAGUGAAAGAACAGACUAAUUGUCACUGUGUUGAGUAUAGAAUGGAGAUAGGUAUUGGGGAUCAAUAUACAAUUCCCUACAGGUGGAGAAAUAGGGAGAGCCAGAGAAUGAUGGGCACGGGAAAAGAGAAUUUGUCACCCCCCUACAUUUUAAAUUAUAGAACUGUCUCUGGAAAGACAUUCACAAAAAAAGCACGCUGAUUAUGUGUUAAUUAUUUAGUGGUGGGAAAAUGUAAUUUUCUUUAGUUUUAAAUAGAUCCCUCUUUGUAUUUUUUAAAGUGUGAUGUUCUGUUGUUGAGUAAAUAUUACACUUAAUUGUUCCCACGGGUGGGUUGCAGUAAAAUGUAUUACUUAUUUUACUAUUGUUCUGUAUACCAUCGUGUUUCACUCUCGUAACUUAUCGUCUUAUUUCCUGAGAUCUUUUCAUGGCAUAAACUAGCAGAAUUUAAUAUGGCAAUAUAAGAUACUGUACACCUGAAACAUGGGAGAGCUGCAAGCUAAAUGUUGACCUAGUAAAACUGGUGAAAGUUUAUCAGGUUUCAGAUAUUAGUUAUUAAUUAUGUAAAUCUUGUGCUGACUUUCUGACAACAGAAUCACAAAGAUAUGAAAGAAAAUCAAUCUAAAAUAUAUAUUUGAUCACUAGCUAAAAGUGGAAAAUAACCCUCACCAUACAAUAAGAUAAUAAGCAGCAGACUGUAAAAACAGUAUAACAUUAAUUUGGCAAAACCUUAAAUAAACUAGAGUUACACAAUAUAUCAUUAUUACAACAUCACACCAAGCCAAACUUUAUUAAGGAAUUUGAACUAAUGUGCCACAUAUAUUUGGCUAAUCACACGAUCAAAAAAUAGAACUAUAUAUUUGAAGGAAAUCUGUGUAAGUCAUUUAGUUAAGGAUUCUUCAUCAUCUCAUUAAUAACAUGACUAAAUAUACCUUGUGAUGGACAAAUUGGUGUUAUUCCAUUUGUUCUACCAAAUAGGUAAUUCAAUCUAUAGAGACAUUUUACAGAAUUCUCUUUAUUCUCCAGAACCAUCGUGACUGCAAGAUGUCCAUCUUCGAGAGGGAAAACUUCCUGGGAAGGAAAGGAGAGCUGAGCGACGACUAUCCUUCUCUUCAGGCUAUGGGAUGGUGUAACAAUGAAGUUGGCUCUUUCCGUGUUCAUUCUGGAGCGUAAGUCAUGUCGAUUCUUAUAUGGUGGUCAAUUGUUUUUAUGUUCUGUUUCACAACUACUCAAACGAAGACACAAAUCAUAACACGUCAACAACCAUUUAACGCUGAAAAGAUGUAGCAGUAAAUAUCAAAACAGUAUACAUGCAUUUCCAUGAGCAAUCUAUAAAUGUUGUCACAUUUUUAGAAUUUUUUCUAAUUUAUAGUUUUUCAAGGAAGGUUUUCCCUGGUCUUUAUUGUUCUUAAAGCGCUCUUAAAAUGCACCUAAUACAAAUCAGUAAUUCCAUAGACUAUAUACAGCCAACUAAAUUCGAAUGAUACAGGUCUGCAACUUAAAUAUUAUUGGAAUAGAUUUGCAAUUCCAUUACAUCCUUCAACUGCCUAUACAUUUUAGAGUAAAACGUUAUCAGGGUGUAUAUGACUUCUGCUUCCUUAUUGGCAAAUGGCACAGGUAUGCAAAGUGUGCCCAGCCACACUCUAAUGCAUAAUUGUCACACUACUCCUAUUUAAAUCCUGCACACAUCUAAUAGUUUCAAAUAGUUUAUUAUCUUUUCAGAAAUUAAUUUAAGUUUAUUCAGUGAAUCAAAUUUUUUUUUUUCUUGUUUUUAUCUUGAAGCCUGUAUUAUAAGUGUUCAUGUUGUAAGAUAUACAAAGUAGUUUAGAUAAACUGUAGUUUAUUUAAUCAAUAGAAAUGGCCCUUUUGAUAGCUGAGUUUGCGAUACAUAUUCUCUUUUUACCAAAAAUAUUAAUAAAUCCAAUGUGUACACUCUAAUGAAUUGUGUUAACACACUUAUGCUUAUUGGUUGCUGAAUAUAUACUUUUUAAAAUAAUUGUAACAUUUUGUAAAAGAGUUGCAGAUGUAAGAAAAAAGUGAGUAGGUUAAAAUUCUAAAUGGUAGGUCAGGGGUCGGAAUCCUUCGACACUCCAGAUGUUGUGGACUACAUGUCCCUUGAUGCUUUGCAACAUCUGUAGCGUGGUAGGUUGCCAACCUAUGUGGUAGGUUAAAAGUACAGCUCUCCAUAAUGACUGAACAGUUUGGCAUAUUUGCCUCUGUCAUCUAUUUCCAUAGGUAGAAAUAGGUUUGUUUGCAGAUAAAAUAUAUGUUUUAGUAUGUGUACUUUAAUGGAUUCUUAACUUAGCAAUUAAUUGUAGCAAAUCUAAGAUUUAAUUCCAACAAUGAGGAAAAAAGGGAUGAUUUGGAAAAAUUCUUCAGUUUAGCUUUAGUCACAGCCUGGCAAAUUUAACCUGAAUUUAGCAGUUUGGUUUUCAGCUCACUGUAGUUUGGCAUUUAGUAAAUCGAUCCAGAACCAGUUAUAAAAAUGUGUAGAGGAAUAUCGUUUACUUUCUGUUACUACAUAUAGAUUAUAUUGAGAACAUUAAACUUAAUUUACACAGAUUCCAAUUCUGUUCAUGUUAACCAUGGAAAUUAAUUUCUUUUAGCCUUGUAUCAAUUAUUUGAAAAAUAAAUAUAUAACCCCUUAAGGACUCCUUGAAACACAUUAAACGAUUCUCAAAGUAUUCUAUGAUCUCCAAUCCAUCUGUGCCACUUUAUUACCAUAUUGAUUCUAUUUUGUUUGAGCUCAAAAAAAUUAAAUUUAUUGUAUCACAAGAAUUUCCACAGCUAUGAAACUCAUAAUCUCCCAGAGAGUGUAUGUGUUUUUCACUGAGCUUCAUCACAACUAUAUUAAGAAGUGUAUUUGCAUGAAUGUAUGAAUCACUAGGCUCUACUGCAACGCAAGUGGAGUUUAUCAAAUAAAUACCAAUAUUCACUAAUGCAUUUCUUUUCCCCUGUCUACAGUUGGGUGGGUUACCAGUAUCCUGGCUACCGUGGAUUCCAGUACAUUUUGGAAUGUGACCAUCACUCAGGAGAGUACAAGCAUUGGAGAGAGUGGGGAUCCCAUGCACAAACCUUUCAGAUUCAAUCCAUCCGCAGAAUUCAGCAGUAAACAUUUACAUCUAAGCAUCAUGUUGGCAUUUUAAACUAACACAAGUGAAGUACAUUUAAAGAAAAUAAAUUCUUUUUGUUUAUCACAUUAGCUACUCAUGGUGUAUUAAUUUUGAGUUUAUUACACAAACUGUAG
Molecule: messenger RNA, 31370 nt
Organism: Pelobates cultripes (western spadefoot toad)
Lineage: Eukaryota; Metazoa; Chordata; Amphibia; Anura; Pelobatidae
Source: the annotation of a GenBank genome assembly